Molecule: messenger RNA, 2161 nt
Organism: Salvelinus fontinalis (brook trout)
Lineage: Eukaryota; Metazoa; Chordata; Actinopteri; Salmoniformes; Salmonidae
Product: vesicle transport protein SEC20-like
Exons: 6
Coding region: 35-724 (229 amino acids)
Biological process (GO): retrograde vesicle-mediated transport, Golgi to endoplasmic reticulum
Cellular component (GO): SNARE complex; endoplasmic reticulum
Molecular function (GO): SNAP receptor activity
Source: RefSeq, a predicted model, not a curated record
AUUUGUGGUUUGCCGUACAACAACAACAACAGAAAUGGCCUCUUCCCAGGAUGUCCACGUCCGAAUUUGUGGACAAGAAAUAAUCAAAUAUGAUCUCGAAAUUAAAGCUCUCAUUCAGGACAUUAGAGAAUGUCCGGGGCCACAAAGUGUGUUGAUGGAUUUCAACUCCGAAGUAAAAGAGAGAUUCAAUCAGCUGCGACUGAGAAUCCAGAAUUUGGAGCAAAUGGCCAAGGAACAAGACAGAGAAACAGAAAAACAAGCCAUCUUGAGUGAGACAGAGAGUAAUCGUAGACAGAUGCUGAGUAACCAGACAGCUUGGAGGAAGGCAAACCUGGCAUGUAAACUGUCCAUUGACAACCUUGAGAAAGAUGAGCUGUUGUAUGGUGGAGACUCCACUGUGCGACAACGAAAAGCAACUAAGGAGAGUUUGGUCCAGACAUCCGGUGAUAUCACAGAGAGCCUGAUGAGCAUCAGUCGUAUGAUGGCUCAGUCGGUGUCGCAGAGCGAGGAGACCAUCGGCACUCUGGCUACGUCUUCAAGAACAGUCCUGGAAACGGAUGAAGAGUUCAAAGCCAUGACAGGAACCAUACAUUUGGGAAGGAAACUGAUCUCAAAAUAUAACAGACGAGAAUUAACUGACAAACUACUCAUCUUUCUAGCAGUAGCUUUGUUUUUAGCAACUGUCUUGUACAUUUUGAAAAAAAGGCUGUUCCCAUUCAUUUAGAGAAAAUUGUGAGCAGUUUCCUGUUCUUACAUUUUUUUUGUCCCUUGAUAUUUCUGUCCAAAACUAGGUCUGUAAUAUAACUACAGGCAUGCCUUUCUAACCUUUCAAUGGGUUUUUCUUGCCAUACAGUCUUGUGCAUUUCCAUUAUGCACCUUCCCCAGACUGUCUGCAGAACUGUGUCAGACUGUUUUAUUUUUUAUUUUGUUUAACCUUUUAUUUAACUAGGCAAGUAAGUUAAGAACAAAUUCUUAUUUACAAUGAUGGACUAGGAACAGUGGGUUAACUGCGUUGUUCAGGGGCAGAACGACAGAUUUUUACCUUGUCAGCUCGGGGAUUCGAUCUAGCAACCUUUCGGUUACUGGCCCAGAACUGUCAGACUGUCUGCAGAACUGUGUCAGACUGACAUGCAUUAUCUAUCUCUACCACAGAGGAAUGACCUUGUUUAAGGGCUCAUAGCUGGCAGGGACACUUACAUUUUUUUUUUUAUCCCAUUGCCCUACUUAUUCUUACUGUACAGUAUAUCUGGAAUGUACACCCUGGCCUUAGUCCAUAUACAGUAAGGAAAUGGUUACUGUAGAUCAGUAUUGCUGAUGGAAUAGUGUUCCCAAAACACAUGAAAUUAGCAAAUUGUUGUGAGAGAGACUACUUAUUGUAUAAAAGAAUCAACCGUUUUACAACAUUUUGAAUAAACAAAUAUGUUUAAGUCUCUUUAAUUAUUGCUAACUAGCUCAAAGAUCUUUCUCCACUUUCACAUGACAUAGGGACAGAUAUAUAUUUACCCUAAUAAAGUUUAGAAACAUUUGUGAAGGUUUGGUGUGGCUAUUAUUAAGCUUUAGUUACUCAGGCCUACGAUAUGAAGGCCGUGCGCCCUGACGCCCAAAAUAACAGUUGAACUUGAGGAAGUUUCAGACCUACCAGAGUUAAUGCUAUAAUAUAAUGCUUAUCUUUAUAGAAAAUAUUCAGAGAAAUUAACAAAUUACCCUCCUUCUGUAUGUCUAUCUGUAUAGCAGAUGCAGUAGCCAUCUGACAUUAAGAAAUGCAUCUCCAUCUCUCUGGGGUUAGGCCUAAGCUUCUCUUGGUUUAUAUAUAGGCUAUAUAUAUUUAUUAAAAUUUGAAUAUCAUACAAUAGACAACUAAGCCUGUAGGUCUUUGCAUGCAGUACCCUGAUACAUUUAGUGCUCAAAUCUGAGACCUGAACUCUGAGGUGGACAAUUAUUGUUUUAGGAAUCGCCCCAGGUUAUAAAGUUUUGCAUAUGCUACACAUCGAAACACAAGGAAUAGGGUUUUGUCAUAGGCUGUUUUUAAGGACAUAUAAAUGUCUCAUUUGGCAAACAUCCCUUGGUUAUUGAUGGUGCUAGCUGUGUUGGAUCUGAAUGCAUAUGGAUGUCCUUUAAAUUUGUAAUUUGUCCAGUAAAAUAAAAUCUUCCCUGUCAUGUU